CCAUUCCUAGGAAAGUCAUUUUUUGCAGUUUUAUUGUCUUCGGAUUUAGCACAUUUUGUUUUCUUACGUCAAAACAGUCAGUUUUUGGUUAGUUUUUAAAAACAUAUAUUGUCAAAGUAAAAAUGAAGUUAAGACAGAAAAAAACAAAGCCGAUAUUAUCAGAUAAAAUUGCUGAUGCAUUAACAGUGAAACCACGGCUCGAUAUUGAAGAUGACCAUGUGUUUAAUACCAAACCCAACACUGUUUCACGUGUUGACUUCAGCUCAUCAGAUAGCGAAGAUGAGGCCGUGAUUAGUGAUUUUAAGAAAAGAAACGUGAAUUUGUUAAGUGAUAUUAGUAAAAAAUAUGAGGGUCAAGUGGUUUCGCGUAAAGUAAUUGAGAACAGUUACGAUGAGGAAAAUUCGAGUGAUGAAGACAUCAAUGUCAAUGAUACUAGCGUAUCAGAGAAGAAAUUAGAAGCAGAACGAUCAGCUACCGAUGCUGACAGUGCAGAGGAAAGUGACGACUAUAAUAUUACAAAUGUUUUGAAACAAAUAAAUGCCAGUUCUGAUGAACAAUCAGAUGGUUCUGAGAAAGAUUCUGAUGGUGAUGAAGAAGGUGAUGAUGACGAUGAUGACGAUGAUGAAGACGAUGAAGGUGAAGGUUACGAUAUCAGUCAAAUGGAAGAACCACUGAAAGAAGAAUUUGAGCAUGUUAAGAAGCAAAAUAUCAGUGAGGAGGCAAAGAGAGGCACAUGUGUUAGAAACCAGCUUCUUCUAUGGGAAGGCCUGUUAGAGAUGAGAAUACACAUGCAGAGGUGUGUGAACACGGCCAACCAGAUGCCUAUGAGUGAAACCUUUAAUGAAUUAAAGGGCAAUAGUGAAUUUGCUGAGGAGACAAAUACAACUAUAAAUAAUGUAUCUACCUUGUUAGACAAAUUCCUUACACUGCAAAAUAUGUUACUACAAAAAUUUCCUGAGACAAAAUCAUUGUCGAGUAAUAAACAAAUACUAGAUGGAAAAUCUGCAAAAGGUAAUGAUAAUGAGAGUGAUGAAGAGAUUCCAAGUGACACGGACAAUGAAGAGAUUCCAUCAGACACGGAACCUGAAGACAAUGGGGUUGUAGAUAAAAAAGAAAAUAUUCCAAAGAAAUCUACUCAAAAGAAACGGAAACUUGCCGACUAUGAUAGUGAUUUAGCAUCAUCUCAUAAAGCUUUCAAACCAUUUAGAGAUACUACAAUACAGAAAUGGAAUGAAAAAACAAAAUUAGCGACAGCUGCAAACAUUAAAAAUACACCAACAAACACAAUAUUACAACAAAUAUCAUUUAUUCUAUCUGAUAGAAAUAGACUUAUUCGUAGGACACAGUUAAAAAGGGCCGAAUAUGACAUUAUAGGUUAUACUCACAAACUUCCACAAUCAGAGAAUAAUGACCAAAAUGACAUGAACCCUGUAACAAGAGACCGAAAGGAUAAUGAUGAGUAUAUUCCAGAAAUAUUUGACGACAGUGACUUUUAUCAUCAAUUACUUAGAGAAUUAAUUGAAUGUAAAACAGCAGAUAUAACCGACCCUGUCCAACUCAGUCGUCAAUGGAUAGCACUGCAACAAUUGAGAAAUAAAAUGAAAAGAAAAGUGGACACGAAAGCGACAAAGGGACGUAAAAUUAAAUAUGUUGUACAUAAUAAAUUAGUAAGUUACAUGGCUCCAGAAAAGUGUCUUAAGUGGUCUGACGAAAGUUGUAAAGAAUUGUAUAGUUCAUUGUUUGGUAAAAUAUUUGAGAAUAAUAAUAUAGGAGUAAAUGUUAAUUUAGAUAAUUUAUCAACAAAUAAAAUAUUGUAAUGAUUUUUUCUUUCAACUUAUAGAAAUUAUCGUGAUUUAGUAAAAAAAAGAAUGACAUUUAAUUACUAUAUUUUUUGACUUGAUAUCUCAAUAACAACUGCAACUAUCACAAAACAUCUCACCAUACUACAAAUAACAGAGCAUGUUUUGGUGAAGUUGUGUGAUUAGUCGCCAUAAUGUGCUAGCGUCAUGUAUUCUUGGCAUAACCAAAAUUUUGGGGCAUAAGCAAAUAAAUUUAUGUAUACUAAAAAAA
Molecule: messenger RNA, 2070 nt
Organism: Melitaea cinxia (Glanville fritillary)
Lineage: Eukaryota; Metazoa; Arthropoda; Insecta; Lepidoptera; Nymphalidae
Gene: Aatf
Product: protein AATF
Exons: 2
Coding region: 123-1817 (564 amino acids)
Biological process (GO): regulation of transcription by RNA polymerase II
Cellular component (GO): nucleolus; nucleus
Source: RefSeq, a predicted model, not a curated record